Paramecium tetraurelia is the source of this 1719-nucleotide messenger RNA. RefSeq lists its product as uncharacterized. The record is from RefSeq and is a predicted model, not a curated record. NCBI's taxonomy places the organism in Eukaryota, Ciliophora, Oligohymenophorea, Peniculida, Parameciidae. Gene Ontology annotation, biological process: regulation of DNA-templated transcription; double-strand break repair via homologous recombination. The transcript is spliced from 2 exons.
AUGAUUAGCGGGUUUUAAACAGGAAAAAAUUAAAAAAUAUAGCUAGUUGAAAAUGAAAAAUACAAUAAGAUCAUUAUAUAAUUUGAAGAUCUAUCAGAAGAAGAAGAAAUAUCAAAUUCAGAAAAUAAACCAACAAAAAAUGAUUUAAAUUUACUUAAUUCUCUUUCUAAAGAAGCCAUUAAAAUUAACAAUUAACUGUACCAUCCUAGUAAAUUUGCUGAACAGGGAUUUAAAUUUUUGAGUAAAACCCCAAGGGAUUCACUUUCAGAAAAGAAAAUCUCCUAUUAAACAGUAAUUAUGGCAGAUGAAAUAAAGAAGGAAAUAAUUACUCCAAUAAAAAAAAAAGAACCUAAUAAUUAUAAUGAGAUUUUUCAGAUGAAUGCCAUUUUACUUUCGAAAAUUAGCAAAUUACCAAAGUGUUUAAUUGGAGAAAAAUUUUGUGAAUUAUCAAAACAAUUAAUGAAGAAUUCUGUAUUGAAAUAAAGUUCAUUUUGUAGGUUACAAAUAAUACCUGAAAACUUAGACUGGAAAUUAAUUAAAGAAUAUUUUAAGUAAUACGAUGUUGAAAAGGAUUGGCUUUUUCAAUAAGCAAAGCUAAUUUUUUGGAAAUUAUAAUCAAAAAACAACUACACAGAUUAAAAGAUAAUUUUAGAAUUAGAAUAUCGAUAUUUUAUUUAAUAUAGAUUAUAAAGUCGAACUAUAAUUCAAGAGAUUUGGACGAAUGAUUAAUCUCUAAAUUAGCACAUGAUUUUAUUAGUUGUCGGUGUUGAAUAAUGUUAAAGUAGGAGGAUUUUAGAAUUAUCAGAUGGAUGGUAUUCGUUGUUUUUUGUUUGUGAAUAAAGUUUUGAUUAGAUAUACAAUAGGAUCAAGAUUGGGCAAAAAUUGCAUGUAACAAAUUUAAAGGAGUAUCCUAUUAUAUUUAAUACGUCUAAUGUUAAAAUAAUUACAUAAUAUCCUUUUACUAAAUUGUUGGUUACUACUAAAAUUAAUUCUAUUAAAAAGGCUUAAAUAAAUAGCAAAUUAGGAAAAUAAUAAUAAAAGUAUUUCAUACGAUCGCUCAAGAGUUUGAGAAACGGAACCAUCCCGUGUAUUGAUGUCUUUAUUGUUUCUAAAUCUUACCUAAUUAAAGUAAAUCAAAAAAAUUAACGAAAAGCUUUAUUGUUUAAUUCUGAAACUGAAAAUGAAGAAGAAUUGCAACAGCUUAGAAAUUCUAACUUGUGUUUUUGGAUAACAGUUAUGGAUAGUUUAAAUUACUUCGAUGAGAGGAAAUCGAAAAUUACAGAACUCAAAGAUAUUAUUGUAUACAUAAAUGAUCCAUUACAAUAUGAAGCAAUAAGUGUGGGAUAGAGAGUUUAAAUUAUAAAUUCAAUCUAAUUCAACUAGGAAAUAAGUGUGAAAAUAACUAAAUCAUCAGGUUUUUAAUUUGAAUUGUAAUAGUACUAGGACUACUUCAAUAAAUUGUAAUUUGUUAGUAAUAGAUGUGAUAUGUAGAUAAGGGUGAAUAAUCACACAAAAUUUGAAUUAAUUGAUGUAAUUGAAGGUAGCAAUGAUUAAAAUUAAAAUGUUAAAAUUGAGAUAUAAAAUACUUUUUUUGGUGAAAUUUUAAAACAUCAACAAAUGAAAAUCUUGAAAAUGACUCAAUUAAAUAAAAUUAAUAAUGAGAGAUUUCAAACAACUCAAAUGAGCAAAUUGAUAAAUAUUAUAAAUUAUAAUAAAUGA